AAACAAAACAGAAAUGCAACGCUUUAGAGUACCCACGGAAAACUUGAUUACCUUGUCACCAUGAGUAAAAGUUAAUUCCCACUCCUGAAGAGAGCAAACCAACUCUGAAAGAGAGUGAAAAUGCAGACAAGACAGUUAUCAGAUAAUGGCUAUCUGGACGAGAGAUUCUUUCGUUUGACAGCAGUUUGGUUGUUGGGAGUUCCAGUUCAGCUCCUGCACAGUUGCUCUGUACAAAUCCUCCUCCGUAUUUGCUUAGAGAAAACGUGUUGCCAUCCCCUCAUGAAGGAAGCUGCCUGAGAGUUUUUAACCAUUACAGCCGUGAUGAUGAAAGAGUGAAGAACCGCCUCUAAGUUAAAAAGUGCACCCAGAGAUAAGGUUCCUUCUCAGUGCCCUGCCGCUGCUUCUCAUCGCAUGGCCACCGCAUUUCUCAGGCCAGGCACAUUGAGCGUCGGUCCUGUGCCUGACGCUAUGCUAGAUGCUGGGGUUGCAGCCACGAGCGUAGACACGACAGACACGGCCCUCGCCAUCUUCUCUUGAGUACUGAUCGGAACAAGAGGAUCGUCUGUAGACAGGCUACAGAUUGUUUUAGAUUGAAGUUUCCUGUCAUGUUCGCUCAUCUUUAAAUCCUCAUAGUGAAAAAGGAUAUGAUCAUCGUGGCGCAUGUAUUACUCAUUCUUUUGGGGGCCACUGAGAUACUGCAAGCUGACUUACUUCCUGAUGAAAAGAUUUCACUUCUCCCACCUGUCAAUUUCACCAUUAAAGUUACUGGUUUGGCUCAAGUUCUUUUACAAUGGAAACCAAAUCCUGAUCAAGAGCAAAGGAAUGUUAAUCUAGAAUAUCAAGUGAAAAUAAACACUCCAAAAGAAGAUGACUAUGAAACCAGAAUCACUGAAAGCAAAUGUGUAACCAUCCUCCACAAAGGCUUUUCAGCAAGUGUGCGGACCAUCCUGCAGAGCGACCACUCACUACUGGCCAGCAGCUGGGUUUCUGCUGAACUUCAUGCCCCACCAGGGUCUCCUGGAACCUCAAUUGUGAAUUUAACUUGCACCACAAACACUACAGAAGAUAAUUAUUCACGUUUAAGGUCAUACCAAGUUUCCCUUCACUGCACCUGGCUUGUUGGCACAGAUGCCCCUGAGGACACGCAGUAUUUUCUCUACUAUAGGUAUGGCUCUUGGACUGAAGAAUGCCAGGAAUACAGCAAAGACACACUGGGGAGAAAUAUCGCAUGCUGGUUUCCCAGGACUUUCAUCCUCAGCAAAGGGCGUGACUGGCUUGCGGUGCUUGUUAACGGCUCCAGCAAGCACUCUGCCAUCAAGCCCUUUGAUCAGCUGUUUGCCCUUCACGCCAUUGAUCAAAUAAAUCCUCCACUGAAUGUCACAGCAGAGAUUGAAGGAACUCGUCUCUCUAUCCAAUGGGAGAAACCAGUGUCUGCCUUUCCAAUCCAUUGCUUUGAUUAUGAAGUAAAAAUACACAAUACAAGGAAUGGAUAUUUGCAGAUAGAAAAAUUGAUGACCAAUGCAUUCAUCUCAAUAAUUGAUGAUCUUUCUAAGCACGAUGUUCAAGUGAGAGCAGCAGUGAGCUCCAUGUGCAGAGAGGCAGGGCUCUGGAGUGAGUGGAGCCAACCUAUUUAUGUGGGGUUCUCAAGAUAAAGGAGAUAACAUCCAGCUUUCCUGUCCCACAGCGUAUCUGAAAUAAAAACAACAGCAGGGAUAGCAGA
Messenger RNA from Pan troglodytes (chimpanzee), 1720 nucleotides. It is a transcript of the gene IL5RA, whose product is annotated as interleukin 5 receptor subunit alpha. NCBI's taxonomy places the organism in Eukaryota, Metazoa, Chordata, Mammalia, Primates, Hominidae. The transcript is spliced from 11 exons. Bases 645 to 1652 code for a protein of 335 amino acids. The record is from RefSeq and is a predicted model, not a curated record. Gene Ontology annotation, biological process: cytokine-mediated signaling pathway. Gene Ontology annotation, cellular component: external side of plasma membrane; membrane. Gene Ontology annotation, molecular function: protein binding; cytokine receptor activity.